AUGGGAGACUCGAAAGAUGCCCUUCACGAGGACGAAGUUCAAUUUUUAUAUAAAUGGUACAGUCCAUGCAACUUCGAGAGGAAUGGUGUCGUCCGAGUCGUUCUGAUGACGUCGUCAUUGACUAACCAGGAAGUGGAGAAGGAAAACUCCGGCAGCAGAACCAUGUCUUCCAACGAGCUGGUGUAUUUGGGAGUUCUUGCCGUCUCCCUCCCUGUUGGAUUCCUCUUUCGUUACCUCAGUCCACCUGUGAAACAGGGAGCAGCUCUGCUUCUGGGCCUCCUCAUCACCGCUGCCUCCUGUCACAUCCACACCCUCCAUUCACUGGUCACUGUGAUCGGGACGUGGAUUAUCAUCAAGAGCAGCUGGCGCCAUGCUCCAGCGCUCAGUCUCAGCUGGACCUUUCUCUACCUCCUCUUUUUCCGACUGGUCACCUGGUUCGAUCUGCCCCAGCCAACACCUUUCGCCAACGCCAUCCAGUUACUUCUCACGCUCAAGGUAGACAGAAAAACCCGCAAACAGGAAAUGAAGGAUGUGCUGCAGAGGGAGGAGCACGUUAACAACUCGAUGGUGAGUGUAGCCAACGAGGUGCACAGCUUCCACGUGGAAAAGAAAAAGGACGUCAGCGCUUUUGCCAAGUCUCCUGUCAUCGGUGGUCUGUCUCAGGAGCCUUCUCUCUACGACCUUCUGUCUUAUAGUUACUGUUAUAUUGGUAUAAUGACGGGCCCGUUCUUUCGCUUCCAAACCUACAUGGACUGGUUGAGGCAGCCGGAGCCGCUGGCUCUGCCCGGCAGGGAGCCGUGUCUGCAGCGCCUGAAGCUGGUCCCGCUGUACGGCGCCCUGUUCCUGGCAGUCAACUCCGUCUUUCCGUUAGCUUACGUCCGCACAGAGGAGUUCUUGGAGGAAAACGUUUUCUACAGGUUCUUCUACAUGGUGGCAGUGUUCUUUGUGUUUAGGAUGCGCUUCUAUGCAGCGUGGUGUGGAGCUGAGGCGGGCUGCAUCAGCGCAGGUCUGGGCUGCUACCCGGAAAAGGCGCUCUCCAAACCGGGAGGAGGGCCCACUGUUAACUACAGCCCCGAUUCCACAACUGAAGAGAAAUAUGACUUCCGAACCAUCCAGAACAUCGACUGUUACAACACUGACUUCUGUGUGAAGGUCCGGCACGGCAUGCGAUACUGGAACAUGACUGUGCAGUGGUGGCUGCAUCACUACAUCUACCCCAACGCCCCGUUCAGAUCCUACACACUCAGGGCGGGCUGGACCAUGUUCAUCAGCGCCUACUGGCAUGGACUCCAUGCUGGCUACUACCUCUCCUUCCUCACCAUCCCCCUGUGCAUCGCAGCCGAGUCUGCCAUGGAGGGCUCUGUCCGAGCCAAGCUGGGUCCGCGCGGACAAAACAUCUUCGACUGGGUUCACUGGUUCCUGAAGAUGAGGGCCUACGACUACAUGUGCAUGGGCUUCGUGCUGCUGAAGGCCUCUGACACCGUCAACUACUGGACGUCCAUCUACUUCGUCAUGCACGUCAUCGCUGUGGGCUGUAUAGUGUUUGUUGCUGGGGACGUGUUUAAGGAGGACAGUCAGUUGCGUUUAACUAUCAGAGGAAUGGACAGAGAGCUACAGAGGCAAAGCUCAAUGUUAGGAACUGGUCAUCUCGGGGACCAGGAGUCACUCAGGUUGCGUCAGGUUUCAUAUGGAGUGUCCAAUCAGACCUAUCCUCAGAACAACCAGAGGGUGACCCCCGCAGAGGAGGGGGACGCUGGCAACAAUGGGCCACCUAUGGAGCUCAGGAACUUCCCAUAUCCAAUGAAACUGAAAAGAGCUGUGAGAUAUGUGGGGAUCAGCUCUGCCAACAGCACAGAGUUGCAUUGUUUUCCAACUGAGGAGCAAUGCAUGGAGUAUGAACCUAAUCCUCAAGGCUUGGUGGUGUUCUUUGAUUUAAUCCUUGACAUACUUUCAGGAACGGGUUUUAUGGAGUAUUCAUUCAUGUUUUAUGGCUACUAUAACAACACACUGGUGGAGGAUGAAAACUUCUCCUACAACGUUCCCAUUGCAUACCUCUUCACUGCCAUCUUCUACUUUGCCUUCUGUCUCAUUUGCGUCAUAAAACGCAUGGGGACUGCAGCUCGAGUUGCUGUGGCAACAGGAGGCAGCACUGUGGGUAACUACAGCAUGAUUGUGUUCACUGGAUGGGACUACGGCUGCCUGGGAGACCGAGCUACCAAACUGAAGCAGAAAAGCAUCCUCUACCGGCUGCAGGUGGAUCUGGAAGAAGAGAGCAGGAAGAAACAGGCAGCUGCUCUCACAACAUGGCAAAAAGUAGUUUUAUACACUUCGCGUGUCCUGAUGUUCUUUCUUGCUCUGGGGCUUAUUGCAGCAGCCUUCUAUGGCAUCUUUGUGGCCACCACCUUCAGCCAGACAAAGAGUGAGGAGCAAGGCUUCCUGGGUCUGUUUUUUGAGUAUCUGCCGUCCAUCGUCAUCACCACUGGAAACUUUGUGGUGCCUCUGCUGUGCGACCAAAUCGCAUUAGUAGAGAGAUAUACCCCCAGCAAUACUGUCAUUCUGGCACUACUGAGGGCAGUGUUCCUGCGCCUGGUGAGUCUGGGAGUCCUCCUCUACACCUUGUGGAGUCAGAUCACCUGUGAUGGGAACGUACAGAGUGCCAAUUGUGUGCUGUGCCAAUACAACCACGACAAUUACCCGUGCUGGGAAACUCGUGUGGGGCAGGAAAUGUACAAGCUGACGCUGUUUGACCUCCUCACCAACAUUGCUAUGCUUGUGCUGGUCGAAUUUCCACGCAGGAUGGUGGUGGACAACACUUCCUGUAAGCUGUCCCAGUGGGUGGGACGGCAGGAGUUUGUGGUUCCCUCCAACGUGCUCGGGGUGGUUUACAGUCAAACUGUGGUGUGGGCGGGGGCACUUUUUUGCCCUCUGCUGCCACUUAUAAACACCAUCAAGUUCAUCAUCAUCUUCUACUGCAAGAAGGUGGGCCAAGACAAGCAGUUCUUAGUCAAACAGAUUGCACUGAGUCAGCAACUUCAGAUGCCAGAGCAUAAUACAUGACUGAAAUGCAGGAGUGGACCAUGUCUAGUCUCUGCAACCUUCUGGACAUGAUUCAGCAUGAUGGGGCAACUGAAAACACUUUAAAAUGAUUUAUUAUUAUUUUAAUUAAAUUCAGCAUGAGUGUUAUCAUACAGAGUUGUGUUAAAGACAUUUAAACCGAAUGGCACUGAGAUUAACGUACAAUUUUGAACACAUUCAUUCUUAAGUGCCUUUUAGUAAAUAAUGUAUAAUAUGGGGAAAAUGUUUAUCCUAUUUUUUGGAGCUUUUGAUAUAUUUGAUAGGUUUAACUCAGCCUGUAAAAAUAGAUUUCUAUUAUAAAACUAUUAGUUCAAAACAAAAAACAUAUAGAAAUAAAAUGAAAUGAAUAAAACAGCUGAUUAUAUCCUUUUUAAUGACCAACACUACAAAUAAACAAUAGAUUAUACAAUAUAUUUUUUUCAGUACAAAAGGAAUAAAUGCUAUGCUAACUUCUUUUAACCUCUUUCUUUAUGUUGUAAAAUGUUGUGUUUUUUUCUUUCUAUUUUAUGUAUGGUUUGUCCUUUGCUUUUGUGCCUGUUUUUGUAUUUGUGCUUGACUGUAUAAUGAAGAAACUCAUUAUCGUAUAUUUUUGUUCGCCCCUCACAUUAUACAAUGAGAGGCAUUGUAGUGCCCUCUGCUGGUAAAGUUUUGUAACUACUCCGUUGUGGUUGGUUGUUGGUUACUUCCUGUUUGGGUCCACUGUGUUUCCUGUGGGAUACAGCUGCCCUGUAGAAGCUACCAUUUCCCAAACAGCUAGCUUUGUCAAGUAGCUGGCUGCUAAGCAGUAGCAUCGACAGUCCCCAAGGCAACAAUGAACAUCCUUCCGAAGAAGAGCUGGCAUGUCCGCAAUAAAGACAACAUCGAGCGCGUGCGGAAGGACGAAGCCAAAGCGGCAGAGGAGGAGCGCGAGGCCAAGCGUCGCGUGGAGCGUGCAGAGCAGGAGGCUCGUACAGAAUACCUGAGAAGGAAAGCCCGGGCCGCUCUCCCGUCAGCAGGAGAGAGGAAAGAUGACGACGGUAACGAUGAACCAAGUGGGACAAGUCUUGAACAUCUCAAUCUUUUUCCUCUGGAAGAGUCCUCGGAGAAGAAGGGAAAUGAGGAUUAUCUCAAGGAAAAGAAGGAAGAAAAGGAGAAGCAGGAACGAGCCAUCGGCUUACUCGUGUCUUUAGUGCCCCAGCCAGGGACUGAGGUGACCCCGUGGUACCUGAAAGGCAGCACAGAAAAAGACGAGAAGAAAGACUCAGAGAAGAAGAUGGAAAUAAAUGAAGAGGAGAAAGAGAAGAAGGAUCGCAGACUGAAGGACAGUUUGGAUCCUUUGAAAGAUAUGAAAAAAGCUUUAGGUGUAAGUUACAGAAAGGUACACAAGAGCAAGAAAAAUAAUAAAAGAGACAAAGGAGAGAAGAGCAGUGGAGAGAGCUCGAUCGAAAGGUUACGCGCUGAGCGUCUACAGAGGGAGGCUGAAGAAAGGCGGAGAGCCCAGGCUCUAAUCGACCAGAGGAGUGGCAAAAGGAAGGAGCCUGGGAGGGAAGUGGAUGACAGGGAGAGGCCCUACAACAGCGCUUACUUCCCUGAACUUGCCCGAAAGCGACAGAGGCGGGAUCGGGAGAGCUGGAGAGAUGAGAUUCUCAAAUCUUGAGCUGGUCCUGGUGCCAGACGGCUGCUCGCUGCAGUGGGUGGUUCCGGCGUACGUUUAAGCAGGACGCCGGACGGGCGACUCUGAGCAGAAGCUUUUUGUUUGUGUCGUUCCUCUGUUAAAGGAAACUCUGUCAGGGACGAUAGGGGUUGUGUUUGCCUGCCCCUUCCACUGCCCCUGCAGCGAUUUGCUCAGGAGCGCAUCAGCAGGGCAGAUGGUUGCCUUCACAGGGGGUUUUGGGCUCAGGCUGUCAACAAGAAAACGCUGUGAACAACUGUUAGCGUAGCUCAUACAAGAAGGGGAUCUGCCAGCGAGGGAUAAUCAGUUCACUGUCUAACUGCUCCGCUAAUAACUUUCUGGUUCCAGCUGCUGCCAUGUAUGUUAAAUUAAAUAUGAAUUAAAUAAUGUUUUGGUGUAUGACUGGUGUUUUGUUUGUUUGUUUUUUGGGGGGAACGACAUGCUCCAAGUUGUCUAAUAAAGAACAUGAAAACACAAAUUUAACAAGUGAAAACCAACCCUCCCAUAAACUGAAUGUUUCUGCUUUUGUUUCUCCAGCAGAUAUCUCAGCAUGCGUCAGUAAAAAAAACACAUGUUUGAAGACAGAAAAAAAAAGAGAGUAUUCCAUCUGUCUGCUUCAGUUUGAGGUGCUGGUUUUGUGCAUGCUGACUCACUGUCACGCCUCAUCUUGAACGCUCGGAUGGAUUAGAGUCAUUGUUUAGGCACUAUUACUACACACCUCCAAAUAUCUGCAGAAAACAGCCUUUGAAAAUAUUCAGCAUUAUUCAUGACUGGCAUAACAAAUUGACAAUUUUGUGGAUGAAUAUUAUCC
Menidia menidia (Atlantic silverside) is the source of this 5537-nucleotide messenger RNA. The record is from the annotation of a GenBank genome assembly. Lineage: Eukaryota; Metazoa; Chordata; Actinopteri; Atheriniformes; Atherinopsidae.